Molecule: messenger RNA, 603 nt
Organism: Asparagus officinalis (garden asparagus)
Lineage: Eukaryota; Viridiplantae; Streptophyta; Magnoliopsida; Asparagales; Asparagaceae
Product: non-specific lipid-transfer protein-like protein At5g64080
Exons: 3
Coding region: 13-459 (148 amino acids)
Biological process (GO): lipid transport
Molecular function (GO): lipid binding
Source: RefSeq, a predicted model, not a curated record
GCCUAGUGAAAAAUGCAACCAAGAGUGUUCUUCCUAUGCUCAGCAGCAGUGGCUGCAACCCUCCUGUUUGUGGGUGCAUCAGCCCAAUCAAACACGUGCACAAACACGAUAACGAGUCUGGCCCCGUGCCUAAACUACAUCUCAGGCAACUCCACAACUCCUUCAGACCAAUGUUGCAGGCAGUUGCGGUCUGUGGUCCAGUCUGACCCGCAGUGUCUCUGCAUGGUUAUUAAUGGUGGGGCUUCGUCGUUGGGGAUUGAAGUUAAUCAGACUCAGGCUCUGGCUCUUCCUGGUGCUUGCAAUGAGCAAACACCGCCAUUGAGCCAGUGUAAUGUUACCAAUGGAUUCGCACCAGCUGAUGCUCCUUCAGGUGGGGAUAUUGUCGAAGUACCUGUCUUUCUCCUAUUCUCCCUCCUCCUAGCUAUGGCUUAUCUCUCAUCUUCACCCACCAGUUUCUGAAGAUCCUGCAUCUUCAGCUGUAGUAGAUGUUUGUUCGCCUAUGAUAUGUAUUUACUAUGUGGAUUUACUUUCUUUACUGUUAGUAAUAAAUUUGUAAUAGCCUGCUGGAAGGCUAUUGGAGAAGUACAGUGUAAGUUCAGCUAU